GGUUGCAAUGUGAUGCUUUUGUAGUUUGAUAUUCGGUGGUGAUCGAACUCGAGUGAUCUACUAUAUAUAUAAGAAAGUGAAGGCUGCUGUCUGUCUGGUGUCUUGAGCAAAUGGGCUGGUUGGUAAAUGCAGAGCUAGGUUUGGAUGAGGAAAAAGGUCAUGAGAAGGGAAAAAGCGUAAUAGAGAACUUGGAUUUAAUCACUAGGAUCUAAAGAUUUGCAGAUUGUGUGAUAAAUUAUAAAGGUUAGAGAUUUGAUAUUCUGGAAACAAUGGGCAAUAGUUUCAUGCCAAGUUCACAAGGUUUAUGGUAGUGGGAAUUCCAAUUACACACGUCUGAAGUGGAUGGAUUUUUUACAAAAUCGAUGUGAAGUCUUGGUUUAAAAUGGACAUAGAUGAUCGAAACAGCUGAAUCAUAUCGAAGCCCUAUGACUCAAAGUUACUUUGAAAUUAAUUAAGGAAAUGACUCUUGGCCUUUUGUGGGGCUAGUGCCUUUUGUAAACAGUAAAGUCACUGUUUUGGGUUUGCUUGAACCCAUGCCCUUCCAGUGCCAACAGAGGAUCUGCUGUGUUCAAGCACCACUUUUGGGAUGAUGCAUGUCUGGUCCGUGAAUGUGGCCAGAUAUUCUGUGGAGUUAGUCAUCUGAUGGAGACCAUAUGAUCAUAACCAAAAGACCUUUGGUUAUUUAAUCAGAAAGACAUUAUUCUCUCUUCCUAAUGAAGUUCUUUUAGUUUCUCCCAGAUGGUAAUUUCUUUGGCGACAUGAUGUUGCAUUUUGAUGGAAAAUGUGGCCCCAGAAACGACAUCCAUGCUUGUGACAUGAUGCAAAAUAGUCUUCAACCUAUGUGCAAUAAAAUAGUAAUCUGGAGAUUAAGACAGUUUGUGGCAACUCAAAGCCUACAAAUGCCCACUUCGUUUUGCAAAUUGCAAGGCUGUGUGCCACCAUGUCGGAAGAUGAUGAUAACCAGACUUCUAUUGUGACCCCAUUGAAGGCAGUGUAGCUCAAUGAAAAUCAUGUGAUCUGGUCUCUGGGAAGAUGGAUCUGUCCAUGAUGAAAUGUCUGGAUGACGGAAUAAUAUGGGUGUCAAACCUUGUGGUGGGUGCAAUGGAUGGGUGAUUGAUGCUGAGCAAGAAUGAGACAUCACCUCUUGGUCACGCAGCCUGUUGUUAACGAUGUCAUAUUUAUCAGCAAAAUCCAAGGAUCACAUCAUUCAAAUACAUUAUUUGAGUUCUUUUCUGCACAGCUCAAGCAUGCGAGAAGCAGCACCAGGCUUUGCAGAGUUGGCUGGGUUGGAUGAAGCCUUAGUCCUGUAGCAAUGCGAACAAUGGCUAUGAUUGGACAACCCAAGAAAACUAUGAAGGAGAGGAUUGAUCUUGAGUGCUACAGCAGCACAAGAAGUUCUGGAUCAAAGAAAUGUGCCAUCAUCCAUUUGAUGAGUGAAGAAAACAUAGAGCCAACUGGUUGCCAAAGCAAUUGUUUGGUUGUUGUCUAGGCAACAAAGCUCAGUGCCAAGAGCAAUUAUUUGGAUGCUGUGCAGGUAAUGUUACUAGGUGGAAAAUUUUUGACCUUUGCAUCCAACAGUAGAAGGCAGGACUGCUGGCAUGGGCCCUCUUGUCAGCAAGGAAGGCUUCCCCCCUCGUGUCCCCACUGCUUCUUGUGGUCCUAUUGGAAAACUGGGCAUACAACUCGAUCAUGACUACAUAUCCAUUAGUACAUGGAUCUUCUGAACCAGCCAUGCGAUUGGAUAGUUGGGCGGUGCCUAUUUGUGGCAGGGAGAGGAUGAUUCCCAGUAUGGAUAGCUCAAGACUGUUUUACCAGGUGCCAGUUGAGGUCAUGCCAUGGCGGGCAAAUCACUAUCCAAGGGUGCUGCUGUUCAUGUGGAAUCAAUCACAUUGCCGUGAUGUCCCGCCAAUCAUGAUCCAGGUUUGGCCACUUACCGUGGUCAAAGAUUGCAUCUUCGAGUGGAUCAGAGCAUUUAAACUGGGCGACUGCGACCAAAAGCAAGCAUCCCCGCCAUCAUGUUCCAUGGUUGGUGCAAGUCACAUGUCAUCGCAGUGUUCUGCUGCCGAGUGGAAGCUCUCGGAUCAGGUUUCAGGUCAUGCAGGUGAACCGCAUCUGAUUCCGUUUGGCUUGGCUCGGUGACCCAAUCGUAGACACUUGGACAGCAUCCUACGUGAUGUGGACAUGGCAACUGAUCCGUGUGCCAAGUUGUACUGCAUCAUCAUCUGCCAUCCACGUUCCCUUGUCAACUUCUCUGAUCGAUUGCCGGCGUGCCCCGAGUCUUAUUCGGUGCGUUAUGGUGAGCGACCCCAUCACCCAAAUCUGUACAGCAGGAAAGGACAAAAAUGAGAAGAGGAAUAUAUACACCAAAUUUGUACUUGGGAGUGCAGAAAACGUUACAAUCACACUCGCAACUGAUGGAUUUCAAUUUUUGACUUUAUCCAUUUGAAGGAUUUAUAGUCUUAUCUAGCGGUCGAUCAUGAUUGUAACUCACUAGUCCUCUAUCUUCACCACCUUACCCUCGAUGCAUCGACCUUAUCAGCUAUUUAGCUAUAUAGUUAAAACUGCUUCCUCAGACUGCUAAAGAACAUGUAUCUUCCACCAAAAGUUCACACUGUAAACUGUUCUGAUGCAUACGAUGUCUCUACAAGUUAUUAAGGAAAAACAAUUACUGAAAGUAUAACUUAUUAUAGAUAUUUGGAUUACUGCAUUUUUUUUCUUUUUGUCGAUGCAUCCAUCUGGUUGAAGAACAUUGAGAUCACCACCAUAUCUCUUCCUAGUAUGUCACCUUCAUCAUCAAGGACUUUAGAUGAGUUCUCAAUGAUUCACCAUCAGUUAGCAACAGGAAUCCACAAA
Musa acuminata AAA Group (dessert banana) is the source of this 2853-nucleotide messenger RNA. RefSeq lists its product as uncharacterized. The transcript has 7 exons. The record is from RefSeq and is a predicted model, not a curated record. The coding region runs from base 1690 to 2139 and encodes 149 amino acids. Lineage: Eukaryota; Viridiplantae; Streptophyta; Magnoliopsida; Zingiberales; Musaceae.